UUUCCUUAAGAAACUUAGCUGUCAUUCUUGUAUUCCCUGUAUUUAUUCUUUGUCUUCUUUAUUUGUACCUCAACAUUCUUGUUGUGAUCGUCUUACUUUGAUUUUCUUUGUGGGAUGGAUGACCAGCAGAACAUCACUUUCAUGUGGCCAAGUCAUCUUCCUCCAAACAAUUCCAUGACGAGAAACCUCAAUAGCACAGAAGAGUACUUAGCUUACUUGUGUGGUCCCAAGCGCAGUCGCCUAUCACUACCAAUGACUCUAGUCUAUGCAGCUGUAUUUCUUAUUGGAGUAAUUGGAAAUACACUUGUAUGCUUGGUCAUCUUAAAACAUCACAAUAUGAGGACCCCUACCAACUAUUAUCUGUUUAGCCUAGCAGUAUCUGACCUCCUAGUUCUGCUCCUGGGGAUGCCUCUUGAAGUGUAUGAAAUGUGGAGCAACUACCCUUUCCUCUUUGGUGCCUGGGGUUGCUAUUUUAAAACAGUUCUUUUUGAAACAGUCUGCUUUGCCUCCAUUCUAAGUGUCACCACUGUCAGUGUGGAGAGGUAUGUGGCCAUCAUCCAUCCAUUUCAAGCCAAGCUGAAAAGCACUCGGAGCAGGGCUCUCAAAAUCCUGGUCAUUCUCUGGAUCUUCUCUAUUCUUUUUUCCAUCCCAAACACCAGCACACAUGGUAUUCUCCUACAGUACUUCCCCAAUGGAAGCCUCAUCCCUGAUUCGGCCACGUGCACUGUAGUUCAACCUCUGUGGAUUUAUAACUGCAUUAUCCAAGUGACCUCACUGCUGUUCUAUAUUCUUCCAAUGGGGGUCAUCAGUGUCCUCUACUGUCUGAUGGGAAUAAAACUCAGGGGUGACCAUUCACUGGAAGCAGAUAAAAUAUCCAUGAAUGUCCAGAGACCAUCUCGGAAAUCCAUCACUAAAAUGCUGUUCGUCUUGGUGAUGGUAUUUGGUAUCUGCUGGGCUCCAUUCCAUGUGGACAGAUUAUUCUUCAGCUUUGUGGUAGACUGGACUGAGCCUUUAGCCAAUGCCUUCAACUUAACCCAUGUGGUGUCAGGCGUCUUCUUCUACCUCAGCUCAGCUGUCAAUCCUUUAAUCUACAAUCUCCUAUCCAAACGCUUUCGCUCUGCAUUCCAAAAUGUCCUGCCCCCUCUCUUCAAGAGCUGGAAACCCAAGAUUCCUGUCCAGGCAUUAGCCCCCCAGAAGAGCACCCUCGUUUUGGCUGUUCUAAAUCAAAUGGACUCAGUAGAAGAAGGGAGCCCAACGUUCCCCCACCGCACCUCUGUCUGCAGUUCCCAUCUCUCUACUGUCCUCUGACAGGACAGGACAUUUCCAAAAAACAAUUUGCAUAAUCAUCCCAGUUUGUGAUGUUCCUAAAGUGACACUAUUAUAGGAACUAGUCUAUUAUGUCAGAUGUAUUUUUAAACUUGGGAAAAUAAAGAAUCUUAGCAUUUUUUUGGUGGGAUCUCGAUUAACGUUAUGGUGGCCACGUAUAAAGGUGAUUAAAAUGGCUUGAAAAAUGUUCCUGGCACUAAUCUAAGCUGAGGAGGGAUGGGAGUUAAGGUUCUUAUUCUGUGUUUAUGUCUCUACCUCCAUGGCUGAUACAGCUGUGAUGUUGGGUAUGGAGUAGAGGGAACAGACUUUCAGUACAAUUGCACCAACACAGGUAAUUUAAAUGUAAGAGUUCAAAUUGGUUCAGUUCAUGCUUGAAAAAAAUUCUAGCACUUUUUCGGGAUUCAGAUGUCUUGUGAUUUAAAAGCACCUAAUAACGGAAGGUUUGAACAGACGAUUGUGUAGAAUCCAUUUUAAGCAUAUAAUUCUAAUUGAUGACAAAACAAUCCUAUUGACUAUUUUUAAUGUUUAAAUGAUCUUUAGUAGACUGGGCCUGGUGAUGGUUUGGUUAUACAAAUUAUGGAAAGAUCCCUUAUGUGGAAAACCCCAGGUCUCAAGCAUUUCUGAUAAUAGACCAUAUACCUGUAUUAGUCUGAAUGCAAAAAUAUUGAAUCUGGUGCAUCCCCAGUGUCAGUAUUUGUCUAGGAGUGAGCUUGACAAUGCAUAGAAUAUAUAGAAUGUGCAUCCCAGUUGCAUUACUAUUCUCUAUUGAAAGGGGGACAUUUUAUUAUAGUAAAGGGGUAAACCCACCUAAAUAAGAAUGGAGAUGUGACUUAUCAAGGGGUGGAGUUGUGGAGACUCUAACUAGGGACCAUUUUCAUUCAUCUCACCCCUUUUGGUGGUUGUUACUGUAUGGGGGUGGCCUUCUAUUUGUGGGUUAGCCCGUAGAAGUCUAAUCAUUAUUGUGGUAUGUGCUGCUUAUGCUCAUUUGUACAUUUCAUGGUUUCUUUGUUUUGUUACAUUAAUAAUUAUGCUGCUGCCUUUUCAUCCCAGAAAAGAAUCUGUCAGUACCAGUUAGCUAUUUAUGCAGUGGGGUGA
Molecule: messenger RNA, 2421 nt
Organism: Xenopus laevis (African clawed frog)
Lineage: Eukaryota; Metazoa; Chordata; Amphibia; Anura; Pipidae
Gene: nmur2.L
Product: neuromedin U receptor 2 L homeolog
Exons: 4
Coding region: 115-1308 (397 amino acids)
Biological process (GO): G protein-coupled receptor signaling pathway; signal transduction; neuropeptide signaling pathway
Cellular component (GO): membrane; plasma membrane
Molecular function (GO): neuromedin U receptor activity; G protein-coupled receptor activity; neuropeptide receptor activity
Source: RefSeq, a predicted model, not a curated record